Molecule: messenger RNA, 2544 nt
Organism: Fusarium poae
Lineage: Eukaryota; Fungi; Ascomycota; Sordariomycetes; Hypocreales; Nectriaceae
Exons: 2
Coding region: 1-2544 (847 amino acids)
Biological process (GO): shikimate metabolic process; chorismate biosynthetic process
Molecular function (GO): 3-dehydroquinate dehydratase activity; shikimate 3-dehydrogenase (NADP+) activity
Source: RefSeq, a predicted model, not a curated record
AUGUCUACAACGCCGCGGUUAGAUGAUGAAGCUACUCGUAUUACCAGAUCACCAUACACGCCAUCCACACGGGCUGGUACACCAAGAGUGCUUUCAGAGUACUCAAACGCGCCUACUCCCAAAACUCCAAAGUCUAGAACAUACAGUCCGGACACAACACGGCGGAUAACAGACUAUGCACCUGACGCAUCAAUCGCACUCAUUGGUAUGCGCGGAAGUGGCUUGUCCACAUUAGCCGUCUUAGCUUCAAGCACCUUGGGCUUUCGAGUUCUGGAUGCCGACCAAUACUUCUACAAAGUCACUGGCCUCUCAAGAGCGGCUUACAAAUCUACCCAUGGCAUCUCUCAGUAUCGUCAGGAGGAACUGCAGUUGAUGAGAUCCAUGCUCUUCGAAAACCCAACUGGAGCUAUCAUCGUCUGCGGGCCUGGUGCUGUGGAAGGAAAGGGGAGAGAAUGGCUUGCGGAAUUUGCCAAAGAACAUCUCAUUAUCUAUAUCUUACGCGACGCCGAGGAUAUCCAAAGACACUUGCGUGUGUUUGAUCUAGACACAAUCCGAAAUCUCAUCCGUCGAGCCACACCAGCUUACAGAAGACUAUCAAGCUUUGAGUACUACAACACCUCUGACACAUCAAUACGUAAAUCGAACACCUCGCCUUCACGUGGGGAUCUGUCUCCUUCGGCUCUCGCACUCAAGAAUGUCGAGAACGACUUUCUCAACCUGAUACAUGGAAUAGUCAAGCGAGAUGAUUCAUACGGCAGAUACAAAGCUCGGCAUAGCCUGUCGUCUCUGCCCUUAGUUUCGCGGAGCUAUACUUAUGCGUUGUCUAUACCACUAAAAACUCUUACUGCCCUAAUAUCGGAGCUCGGGGACGUUGACGUAGAGGCCGACGCAGUUGAACUUACCAUAUCAUUGUCAACUGUAUGUAAGGACGGGAAUGAAAUCGACGACGCGAUAGCAGAUCGCAUCAGCAGACAAAUAUCUAUCGUUAGGAGAAAUAUUUGCCUUCCUAUCAUCUACCAGGUGAACCCCUACGAUAUUCAUCGAGUCAGCGUGGAUGAAUACUUCAGAAUUCUAGAUCAUGGACUAAGACUUGGGGCUGAAUACCUCUGUGUGGACCUCGAAUUCGACACAGCCAAAAUCCAAACUCUGAUAUCGUCAAAAGGCCAAACAAAGAUGAUUGGUCACUACUCGGCGUCUGGCGAUGAAGAUGAUGGGUGGGAUUCUCCGAAGCAAUGGGCUAUGGUUCAGCGGGCUCAAACUCUUGGCUGCGAUAUACUUCGUAUUUGCAGGAAGGCGACAUGUUUGGCGGACAACUUUGCGGCACGACACUUUUGCCAUCGUGUGAAGUCCUCCCAACGGUAUACAAUCCCUGUGAUAGCGUACAACACUGGCCAUCUUGGACGCAUGUCGUGUUACACGAAUUCGAUUCUCAGCCCUGUCACUCAUCCACUUGUCCGCAAGUUAGCACCCGAAUGCCCGUCAAUUUCACUCCUGACUGUCCAAGAAGCCCAGAGAGCAACGUUUGCAUCAUUCUUGCUCGAUGACCAGUUCUUCGGUAUAUACGGAAACAACACUUCACAGAGUCUGUCACCUGCCAUGCACGAAGCUGCCUUCAAGUUACUGGGUAUGCCCCACCGUUACAACAUCUACACAAAAGACUCAAUGGAUGAGCUUUUUGAGAUGGUCCAGGACGUCAAGUUUGGAGGAGCCAGUAUUACUGCCCCUUUCAAAACUGCCGUGAUUCCAAAAAUGGACUUUCUCAGUGAGGAAGCCAAAGCUAUUGGGGCUGUCAACACCAUGAUAUGCCUAAAAUCGCCAACAAUGGAUUCCUUGCUCGACAGAAACACAACUGCACCAACUGUAGCGCUCUUUGGUGAGAACACUGAUUGGAUCGGUAUACAUACCUGUGUUCAGCGCAAUCUAUCGCCUAUCAAUGCUGUGAGGCGGCGAACAACAGGGCUGAUAGUGGGUGCCGGUGGAAUGGCUCGAGCAGCCGCCUACGCCUUCAUCCGCCUGGGGAUCAAGAACAUUGUCAUUCAUAACCGUACACGGUCAAAAGCAGAAGACCUCAUCGCUCAAUUCAAGAACCCAAGAAGCUGUAUCACCAGGGAAGAUGAGGUUGAUUCGGCGGUCUUUGGAAGGGGUAGUGAGAGUCCAGAUCGCAUGACAGAUCCAGUGUUUAAAAUACUUGAUUCCAAGACUGACACAUGGCCAGAGGAGUUGAGUCUGCCAACUAUCGUUGUUUCUUGCAUUGCUACUAAGAACAUUGAUGGCAAAUGUUCCGUGGACACGAGUCUUCCUGAAGGUUGGCUGUCGAGUCCAACUGGUGGCGUUGUGAUCGAGCUUUCUUACACGCCACUUGAGACUCCAUUGUUACAGCAAACUAAACAGUUGGCUGAUAGGGGAUGGAUUACAGUGGAUGGUCUCGAAGUUCUACCAGAGCAGGGCAUGAUGCAAUUCGAGUUGUUUACAACUCGAAGGGCGCCAGCUAAUAUUAUGAGGCAAGAGGUUUUCCAAGCAUAUAAAAGAAGAGUUGGAAAAUGA